AUGGAUCACCUACCCCGCCCAGAAUCGUCCAUUGGUCUUCUUAUGAAAGUGCCCUUCGUCGCGAAGAUUCCCUGGGAUUAUGGGGAUUUCAAAACAUUUCCCAGUAGACAUGGAUUUCCACAAAACAGCGAAGGAGCCAUCGAUGCGAAAAACCACUCUAUUGAAUCUCUUUGCGACUUGAUGCAAUCGUGGCUCUACUUUGACUUUCUCGAAUGUGUGCUCGGGCACAAGAUUGAUCAAGAUAAUUUUGUCAGAACGUCAAGAGACUCAGAAGGAGGAACUCAAUUGCUUGUGGAUUCUACCCCCCUGGAUAGUCUAAUUAAUAGACUCGAAGCGAAGCGAAAAAGGAACUUACGGCGGUUGCCUUUACUCGAUGAAGUAUGGACGGCAACCAAGCAAUUGGAGACCCAAUUAGAGCCCAUUACCGAUACAACAUUGGCUGAAAUCGCGUUUUCUCUCAGGGUUCUUUACUGAACGUGUGCACUUUUUCCUUUUGCUUGGACGAUCAAGAAAGGUCUUUUGAGAUGAAAGGAUGUUCAGGAAUUGGAGCUACCAAUCUACUACAGCGGAUGAAAGCUGUAGGAUGGUGUGAUGCAGAGCUUUCAAGUUUGUGUUUAAAAAAUACUGAAAUCGAGCUUUUCUAUUUUUCGCAGCUUCCUCGACCGAAUACCGCGGGCAUCACCCACGACAACUGCACCAAACUACAGUGCAAAGCCAACAACGUCAAUCAAGGAAACUACACUAAUCGCCAUGUGAAAGAGGGUUGCUCGCGCAAAAUGAUACACGUUCCUCAUGAAGAGCUUGUCGGAAUUUUGAGAAAUGGGCGAAUUCCAGUAGUCCAGAUAGUAGAGACGUGUCAGGGAAACAUUAAACUCGAGGUCAAACCAGCACAAGCGAGCACAAAAUAUACCGCUAUAUGA
Hymenoscyphus albidus is the source of this 920-nucleotide messenger RNA. Lineage: Eukaryota; Fungi; Ascomycota; Leotiomycetes; Helotiales; Helotiaceae. The record is from the annotation of a GenBank genome assembly.